AUGCAUAUGGUCUCCAAGCUCCUGGCCCUAGCGGCCUCGGGUGCGUUGGGGACACAGGCCCUGGACACUUCGAUAUUUACUUUUCCCUCGAACGAGCUGGAACAAAGAGAAGCUAGCUUGGGGCACCGGACAGUGUCAGAAGAUGUCGCUCAACUGAUCUUGGAGCUGCGCACCCAGUCUUCCUUGCAGUCCCUCCUUGGGAAGGUUGAAACAGACAUCGUGGAUCGCAUCAACGAGUUUUCUGGCUCCCAGUUCUCUUUGUUCGGUGGUGAUGAUAGCCAUGGAUCUCCAAGCAGGAACAUGAUUCUGAUCGAGGGAGUCAAUGAAGCUGUUGGUUCGAACAUUCGAAAGUCCCGGCCACAGAGUAUUAUCGUUUCCCAUGCGUCGCCGAAGUUGGUGGAUGACUCCCUCGGGUCUCAGUUUGGAUAUGGAGACAUGAAGAACCGCUGCACUUAUCGCCAAAGCGAUGGGUCAGAAUUAGUUCAGGCCGCGAAAGAUUGUAUCUCUCAAGAUCCAGUGCUCUCCCAAGACCAGGGCCUGUACAGCCGCGAGUUCCUUAGCCUGCUCGACUCGGUAGAAAUCUGGUCGAGCAAGGACCACAAAACAACUGCCUCGAGGCUAUCACUCAAGGCAAAUUCCGCCGACAACGCGCUCGUUACCAAGUAUCUCGAGUCUCUCUUCCAGAACUUGGAUAAAUCGGCUUCGUCAGAAAGCCGUGAAAUCACUGCCUUGAUGGUUCCCGCUGUUGAUGCCUCUCGGGACUUUGCACGGAUCUCCCGGCGUGACACCGGACUGCCUCGGUCAUCUGCAUCGGAUGCGCAAGGCACUCUGCAAAAGUCCGCACAGGACCUGGGUUCAUCCUUGCUCCUUGCACCUGUCUGCCACGCCUCUAACUCGUCUUGCUCCGAGGCAACCAACAAUUGCUCGGGGCAUGGUUCUUGUUACCUGAAGUCUUCGUCCGGGGACGCGCAAUGUUUUGCAUGCCGUUGCCAAGCAACAGUGCGCACGAAAAGUGACGGCUCGAAGCAGAAGAUCUACUGGGGUGGUUCAGCUUGCCAGAAGGAAGAUAUUAGCUCGCCAUUCUUUUUGAUUGCCGGUGUGAGUGUCUUGGCCAUUGUUCUAGUGACCAGCGCUGUUGGUAUGCUGUUCAGCAUGGGCUCGGAAGAACUUCCGAGUGUGAUCGGAGCCGGCGUCGGGGGCUCGAAAGCACCGGCGUAA
This is a messenger RNA of Penicillium subrubescens, 1218 nucleotides long. RefSeq names its product DUF3844 domain-containing protein. The transcript has 4 exons. Gene Ontology annotation, cellular component: endoplasmic reticulum. The record is from RefSeq and is a predicted model, not a curated record. Bases 1 to 1218 code for a protein of 405 amino acids. Lineage: Eukaryota; Fungi; Ascomycota; Eurotiomycetes; Eurotiales; Aspergillaceae.